UGUCCUCAGUACCAGGCAGUCACAGCCAGACCUUAAGUGAUACAAUCAGCUCAUUGUGCCAGAAGCACCAGCAGCACCUACGGGACUUUCUCAAGGUGACAGAGUGAGAGAGGAGAGAGAGAGCCGAGACAGCAAGAUCAUACAAAGUAAAAGUCAAUUCCGAUCCAAGAUCAGAUAGACUUAUCCACAUCACUCAUGGCAUCAGAGCAAUUAGUAUGUUUGGAUAACUGUCCAGCCCUAAAAGAUAAUCAUCCUCAUGACCCGGGAAACUCACAACUCAUCGAGAUCUCAGGUGUGACUCAAUCCUCUCAGUGCCUUCUACCAACUGAACACACGGGGGCGCCACAGUCACAGUCAGCUCCAGUUACAGAGCAGGAGAUAACAGUGGGGCAUGGGGGAGUUAAAGAUACACCUGCAGAGGGACAUGUGGGGGGGACAGGACAGGUGAUAGAGGGGGAAGAUUUAGAUGCACAAGUGACUGGAGAAGGGGCAGACACAGAAGGGAAGGGUAAUGGAAGGAAUAGCAGUGGGCACAUGAUAGAAGGGGGCCCGGGUGAAACGACGCGGCUGAAACAAGAGGAGAGGGACACAUGGGUGCAGGGAACAAGUGAAGACGUUCUGGUGAUAGAUGGGGAAUCAGGGCUACCUGAGCAACUCAUAAACAUACAGGUGUCAGACCCUGAAAGGCCUGGGGUACCUGAACCUCUCAUACAGCCACAUACACAGGAUCAUGGGGCUGAGAAGUCAGUGAACAUCCCACAGGUGAUAGGGGAGGAAGGGCCUGGGGUACCUGAGUUGCUCAUACAAGUGCAUACAGAGGGUCCAGAGGCGGAGGAAGAAGUGCACACCUCACAGGUGAUAGGGGAGGAAGGGCCUGGGGUACCUGAGUUGCUUAUACAAGUGUAUACAGAGGGUCCAGAGGCAGAGGAAGAAGUGCACACCUCACAGGUGAUAGGGGAGGAAGGGCCUGGGGUACCUGAGUUGCUUAUACAAGUGUAUACAGAGGGUCCAGAGGCGGAGGAAGAAGUGUAUACCUCACAGGUGAUAGGAGAGGAAGGGCCUAAGCUACCUGAGUUACUCAUACAAGUGUACACAGAGGGUCCAGGGGAGGAAGAGUCAGUGCACACCUCACAGGUGAUAGGGGAGGAAGGGCCUGGUGUACCUGAGUUGAUCACACAGGUGCAUACAGAGGGUCCAGACGCAGACGAGGAAGUGCACACCUCACAGGUGAUAAAAAAGGAAGGGCCUGAGUUGAUUAUACAGGUAGAUACAGAGGGUCCAGAGGAGGAGGAGUCAGUGCACACCUCACAGGUGAUAGGGGAGGAAGGGACAGGAACAGCUGAAGUAGGAACAGAUGGAAAGGCAAGUGACUCAAGUGAGGAAGCUGAGAAAGAGGUGACACCUAAUCCCUGUGCCGGCCCUUGCUGGGAGGGGACAGUAGAUACAGAGUGCUCUGCAGCCCGCUGGGAGAGGGAGUGCACCGGUAGAGAGGUGAAGACAGACCCAACUGGGCAGGGAGACACUCAGACUGGGACAGUCACUGAGAGAAGACAGUGCCACAGUGCAGCAGCCAUGAAAGAGAGGGAGAUCCAGACAGAGGGGGAUGCCCAUAUCUUCGAGACCCCCAUAGAAAGGGAGAUUCGGUUGGCUAUGGAGAGAGAGCAGAUGCUACGGCAGGAGAGGGGCAUCAGUGGCUCAGUAGGGCAGCCGGAGCUGGUGGAAGUGCGGAGGAAAAUGAUAGUGGGGGAGCCGCUGGCAGGAGUGGGCAAGGAACGGCAGUUGGCUGGGGCACAGAUGCUAAGGGACAUCCAGCAGGAGACGCGCAGAGAACAAGACCUGGUGGACCAGGGGAAGGUGAUGGGGGCCUAUGAUCGGGGCCAACAGCAGGAGGUGCAGGAGAAGAAGAUGCUGUUUGAGAGCAUGGUUACAGUGUCCUCCGACUCUCCCAUCAAGAAAAGACAAAGUGAGUCUCAAGACUACCUGGAGCCUGAGUUUGCUGAAUUUGUGGUCCUGGGAACUUCACCAGAAGCUUCCAUUUUGGAGGUUAAAAAGGGACCUUCCUUUACAGAGGCUAAUGGAAGCAAUGUUAUAAUCAUAGAGCACAGUUCCUUGCUCCGUCGACCUGCAUCUAUCAGUCCCUUAGACUCGCCCCCUGUGGUGCCAACACCUCCAUCUUCUUUUCGGGGCGUAUCUCCAGUCCCAGCAGUAGGGAGCCCAUACUUUAUGCUCAACUCCCCCAGCCCUCGCUCUCUGCUGGAGAGAGAAAUUGAAGAGGUGCAGCAGAGGGAGAAAGAACUGCGAAGGCAAAGGAGUAGCAUCUAUGGGAAGGAGGCCCUGGAGAUCACCAUCAAAGAACAAGAGAAUCGAGAAGACAUCGAGUCUGGAAUAUAUCAACCAGAGCGGCCAAAUUGGAGAAAACUGGAAGUUAACUGGCCCCCAAACCGAGAGGAGUCGAUGAAUGGUGUAGCAUCUGAGGAGGUCAAAGAAAGUCCUCGACUUAGUAGACAACGCAGCCUUCUCAUCCAAAGCUGGGAAUCUGGCAACCCAACCCCUCGGGAUGAGCAGUAGAAAGGACCUAAGAUACCGCCGCACUGAAUAUCUUGUUUUGUCUGGAAUCCUGCAGACUUUAUAAAUGACACUGCCCCUUUUUUCCUGUUUGUCUCUGUUAUCGCUGCUUUUUAUGACAUCACUACAUGACAUCACCGAGGCACACUUUGGCCAUCUGGCUCCGCCUGCUGCACUACAUUAUCAGUAUCUAAUCUGCCAAUCAAACCUUUUUGUAAUCUAUAAUAGAGCUAAUUUAUAAUAAAUUAUUCAAAUUUC
Molecule: messenger RNA, 2823 nt
Organism: Xenopus laevis (African clawed frog)
Lineage: Eukaryota; Metazoa; Chordata; Amphibia; Anura; Pipidae
Gene: misp3.S
Product: MISP family member 3 S homeolog
Exons: 6
Coding region: 196-2568 (790 amino acids)
Source: RefSeq, a predicted model, not a curated record